Molecule: messenger RNA, 1002 nt
Organism: Puntigrus tetrazona (Sumatra barb)
Lineage: Eukaryota; Metazoa; Chordata; Actinopteri; Cypriniformes; Cyprinidae
Product: olfactory receptor 51E2-like
Exons: 1
Coding region: 1-1002 (333 amino acids)
Biological process (GO): G protein-coupled receptor signaling pathway
Cellular component (GO): membrane
Molecular function (GO): G protein-coupled receptor activity; olfactory receptor activity
Source: RefSeq, a predicted model, not a curated record
AUGAGCUCCAUGCAGUCAAACUCCUCUGCAAAUGUGACCUUUGUUCGUCCUGCUACAUUUUUUAUCAAUGGUUUUUUUAAUAUCCCACAUGCAAAAUACUACUAUGUUUUCCUGUCUUUAGUGUAUGUUGUGACUGUUUUAGGAAAUUCAUUUAUCAUGUGUAUUAUAUAUUUGGCCCGCAGACUCCACACAGCCAAAUAUAUUGCUGUUUUUCACCUAGCUCUUUGUGAUCUGUGUGGAAGCUCAGCUUUGAUUCCAAAAGUCCUAGACAUGUUUUUAUUUGAGCACCAGGACAUUUCCUAUGAAGCAUGUUUGGCAAAUAUGUUUUUUGUAUUUCAUUUCAUGAAUCUCCAGUCUUUGACACUUCUCGCUUUGGCUUUUGACAGAUUGGUAGCUAUUUGUUUUCCUCUGCGGUAUCAUGUCAUUGUAACCAAACCAGCCAUGUUUCUGAUCAUAGGGGCGAUGUGGAUAUUUUCUGUCACUUUUAUUGCUUCAAUGGUGAUUUUGAUCACAAGACUCUCUAUUUGUAGAUCUAACAUAGUCAAUAGUUAUUUUUGUGAUCAUGGCCCUAUUUAUAGACUAGCUUGUAAUGAUAAUACCAUAAAUAGUAUUAUGGCAAAUAUUUGUUUUGGUCUCCUUAUAUGUAUGCCGCUGAUAUUAAUAAUCAUCUCAUAUUUCUGCAUUGCUUUAGUUAUGCUUAAGAUUGCUCAUGGUGUUGACAGGAUCAAAGCCAUGAAAACCUGCACCUCACAUUUCAUGUUGGUGGCAGUUUUUUAUGUGCCACUUUUGGGUAUUAAUAUUGCAGCUUUAGCAACAUUUAUCCAUCCAAAUGCCCGGAUAAUUAACAAUUCUCUGACACAGACAAUACCACCUCUGCUGAAUCCCAUCAUAUACACUCUAAAGACAGAGGAGGUCAUGCAAUCCGUCAAAGACCUGUACAAACGCAACAAAGUGAACACUAGGCUACUGCAGAGAAAAAGGCUAAAUGCAAAUGGUUAUUGA